Messenger RNA from Sycon ciliatum, 975 nucleotides. RefSeq lists its product as uncharacterized. Lineage: Eukaryota; Metazoa; Porifera; Calcarea; Leucosolenida; Sycettidae. The coding region runs from base 190 to 780 and encodes 196 amino acids. The transcript is spliced from 3 exons. The record is from RefSeq and is a predicted model, not a curated record.
CAUUUCAGCGAAUCCAGCACGAUUCUGAUGUUUGCGCCACGCCCAACUCUGUAUCCCAAGGAGAUCUGUUCUUUAUAGCACACUGUGCUUGUCAAUACCGACUCAGAGCCACGCUUGUUUGAUUUGAAUGAGGUAGCUGUAUUAAGACGCCGACGGAUUCAGACCUGUGAAGUGGUUAGUUCGAUUAGAAUGGCAGACGCCCACCAAUGCCACCGCUCGUGUGGUCCCGGCUCCUGUGGCAUUGUGAAGAAGCCAGUGUACAGGUAUCUGACGACAGAGCUGGUGACCAAGGAGAAGAACACUACACUAUACGUAACACGAACCAAGGUGGGUGAAGUGUACAAGCUCUACGCCAAGGCCUACGCAGUGACGCCCCCGAUUGAUGCAGUGUUCAGCGUGUCAACUAACUCUGCAAAUGACGAGACUCAUAUUGUCUUCCAGGCUGCCAUGAAAAGAGAUUGCGGCGAAUAUCAUCAGGAGCCUAUCUUCAUGGCGAACACCACUGUGCCCACCAAAGACGACCUAUGGACAUGGGAUAUUGAAAUGAUAAAUCCAGCGACCAACAUAACGCCAGCCAAGGCACUACGCAAGCCAGGAUUGUUUUACAUUAGCGAUGGUGAUACGCUGGAGUGUCUAUCCUACGAAGAGACCGUGGUCUGCGUCAGUUCCACAAAGGAUACCGAUGGCUAUCCCGUCAUCAUCCGCUCGAAGGAGCAAGCAAGCAAGGCGAAUUCCGGAUACAUGUAUAAAUUUUCCUAUGCGACGCCCCCGCCGAAUUAAACACCAAUCAGGAGCAGUUUUAAAUGCACUCCUCAGCAAUACUAAUGUUAUUUCUGGCUUGUUUGUGGUGGAGGUGCUCACCUGGCUGUUUAACCUGAGCUAACUGUUUCAGGAUAUUGUCUGUAUUUUUGUUGUAGCUACAUCAGUACAUGUAUUUUAUACGUAGAUAUCAUUUUUUUUUUUUUUUUUUUUUUU